Messenger RNA from Octodon degus (degu), 4646 nucleotides. RefSeq names its product solute carrier family 8 member A3 (gene Slc8a3). Gene Ontology annotation, biological process: cell communication; sodium ion transmembrane transport; calcium ion import across plasma membrane. The record is from RefSeq and is a predicted model, not a curated record. Lineage: Eukaryota; Metazoa; Chordata; Mammalia; Rodentia; Octodontidae. Bases 260 to 3040 code for a protein of 926 amino acids. Gene Ontology annotation, cellular component: axon; sarcolemma; postsynapse. Gene Ontology annotation, molecular function: calcium:sodium antiporter activity. The transcript is spliced from 8 exons.
GCCGCCCCGCAGCUCCCUGACGGCCGCGAGCCCUCGAGCCCCGCGGCAGCCUGAGAUGCCCGGCACGCGGCUGCAGCCGGCGGGCAGCCCGCGGGGGCCAUGAGCCGCUGUGGCCGGUGAGGAGCCUGGCGCGGGGCAGCCCUCGCCUCCCUCGCUCCCUCACUUGCCCGCCCGCCUCGAGAGGCCGGGAGGAAGCGGUCUCUGGCCUGUCAGGAGGACCAUUGGUGCUGUGGUGGAAGCCAGCGUCUAAGUCUUGUGUAUGGCGUGGUUAAGGUUGCAGCCUCUCACCUCUGCCUUCCUGCAUUUUGGGCUGGUUACUUUUGUGCUCUUCCUGAAUGGUCUUCGGGCCGAGGCUGGCAGCUCAAGGGACGUGCCCAGUACGGGGCAGAACAAUGAGUCCUGCUCAGGGUCCACAGAUUGCAAAGAGGGUGUCAUCCUACCAAUCUGGUAUCCAGAGAACCCUUCCCUUGGGGACAAGAUUGCCAGGGUCAUUGUCUAUUUUGUGGCCCUGAUAUACAUGUUCCUUGGAGUGUCCAUCAUUGCUGACCGCUUCAUGGCGUCCAUUGAAGUCAUCACCUCUCAGGAGAGGGAGGUGACUAUCAAAAAGCCUAAUGGAGAGACCAGCACGACGACAAUUCGAGUCUGGAAUGAAACGGUCUCCAACUUGACCCUGAUGGCCCUGGGCUCCUCUGCACCUGAGAUUCUCCUUUCCUUAAUUGAGGUAUGUGGUCAUGGGUUUAUUGCUGGCGACUUGGGGCCCUCUACCAUCGUAGGCAGUGCAGCCUUCAACAUGUUCAUCAUCAUUGGCCUCUGUAUCUAUGUGAUCCCCGAUGGAGAGACACGCAAGAUCAAGCACCUACGGGUUUUCUUUGUCACUGCUGCAUGGAGCAUCUUUGCCUACAUCUGGCUCUAUAUGAUCCUGGCUGUCUUCUCUCCUGGUGUGGUCCAGGUCUGGGAAGGCCUCCUCACCCUCUUCUUCUUUCCGGUAUGUGUCCUCUUGGCCUGGAUGGCAGAUAAACGACUGCUCUUCUACAAAUACAUGCACAAAAAGUACCGCACAGAUAAACAUCGGGGAAUUAUCAUAGAGACGGAGGGCGAGCACCCAAAGGGGAUUGAGAUGGAUGGGAAAAUGAUGAAUUCCCACUUCCUAGAUGGGAAUCUGGUGCCCUUGGAAGGGAAGGAGGUGGAUGAGUCCCGUAGGGAGAUGAUCCGGAUUCUUAAGGACCUGAAACAGAAACACCCAGAGAAGGACUUAGACCAGCUGGUGGAGAUGGCCAACUACUAUGCUCUUUCCCACCAACAGAAGAGCCGGGCCUUCUACCGAAUCCAAGCUACUCGUAUGAUGACUGGUGCAGGCAACAUCCUGAAGAAGCACGCAGCAGAGCAAGCCAAGAAAACCUCCAGCCUGAGUGAGGUGCACACAGAGGAGCCUGAGGACUUCAUCUCCAAGGUCUCCUUUGACCCAUGUUCUUACCAGUGCCUGGAGAACUGUGGGGCUGUCCUCCUGACAGUGGUGAGGCGGGGCGGAGACAUGUCCAAGGCUGUGUAUGUGGACUACAAGACAGAGGAUGGCUCUGCCAAUGCAGGAGCUGACUAUGAGUUCACAGAGGGCACUGUGGUCCUGAAGCCAGGAGAGACCCACAAGGAGCUCUCUGUGGGCAUCAUUGAUGAUGACAUUUUUGAGGAGGAUGAGCACUUCUUUGUACGGCUAAGCAAUGUCCGUAUGGAAGAGGAGCAGCCAGAGGAGGGGAUGCCACCUAUACUCAACAAUCUUCCCUUGCCCCGGGCUGUCCUGGUGCCACCAUGUUUGGCCACAGUUACUAUCUUGGAUGAUGACCAUGCAGGCAUCUUCACUUUUGAAUGUGAUACCAUCCGGGUCAGUGAAAGCAUUGGCAUUAUGGAGGUCAAGGUUCUGCGGACAUCAGGUGCCAGGGGCACAGUCAUUGUCCCUUUUAGGACAGUAGAAGGGACAGCCAAGGGUGGUGGUGAGGAUUUUGAAGACACAUAUGGGGAGUUGGAAUUCAAGAACGAUGAAACAGUGAAAACCAUAAGGGUUAAAAUAGUAGAUGAGGAGGAAUACGAAAGGCAAGAGAAUUUCUUCAUUGUCCUUGGUGAACCGAAAUGGAUGGAACGUGGAAUAUCAGCGCUCCUGUUAUCUCCAGAGGUGACAGACAGGAAGCUAACUGUGGAGGAAGAGGAGGCCAAGAGGAUAGCAGAAAUGGGAAAGCCAGUAUUGGGUGAACACCCCAAGCUAGAGGUCAUCAUUGAAGAAUCCUAUGAAUUCAAGACUACAGUGGACAAACUGAUCAAGAAGACAAACCUGGCCAUGGUUGUAGGGACCCAUUCCUGGAGGGACCAGUUCAUGGAGGCCAUCACUGUCAGUGCGGCAGGGGACGAGGAUGAAGAUGAAUCAGGGGAGGAGAGGCUGCCCUCCUGCUUCGACUACGUCAUGCACUUCCUGACCGUCUUCUGGAAGGUGCUGUUCGCCUGUGUGCCCCCCACUGAGUACUGCCACGGCUGGGCCUGCUUUGUCGUCUCCAUCCUCAUCAUUGGCAUGCUCACUGCCAUUAUCGGGGACCUGGCCUCCCACUUCGGCUGCACCAUUGGUCUCAAGGAUUCAGUCACAGCUGUUGUCUUCGUAGCGUUCGGCACCUCUGUGCCAGAUACGUUUGCCAGCAAAGCUGCCGCCCUCCAGGAUGUGUACGCGGAUGCCUCCAUUGGCAAUGUUACAGGCAGUAACGCUGUCAAUGUCUUCCUGGGUAUUGGCUUGGCCUGGUCCGUGGCCGCCAUCUACUGGGCCCUGCAGGGACAGGAGUUCCAUGUGUCAGCGGGCACGCUGGCCUUCUCCGUCACCCUUUUCACCAUCUUUGCGUUUGUCUGCAUCAGUGUGCUCUUGUACCGAAGGCGGCCACACCUGGGCGGGGAGCUUGGUGGGCCCCGUGGCUGCAAGCUUGCCACUACGUGGCUCUUUGUGGGCCUAUGGCUCCUCUACAUACUCUUUGCCACCCUGGAGGCCUAUUGCUACAUCAAGGGGUUCUGAGCCAUGGAACAGGGCCUCCAGAAGGACAGACCUCGGACUUCUACCAGGAGAAGGGCCCUCCCCCAACAGGGACCUUUCCCAGUUGACAGCCCUACACAGACCACCCGGGGCUCGUGCCCUAGGAGCUUCACCUGACUCUGGCCAUGCACUGGAAAAAGUCCGAAUCAAACAGAAUGGGGGCAACAUCAACUUUCCAGAGUAUUUCAUUAAAUACAAAUCAACAGCAGCAACAAAUCCACCUCUAUACCAUCCUCCCACACCUGUCCCAAGUCCACAGCAAAGGUCAGGCCCUUCCUCCUCCUGUUUUGCCUUCCAGUGACUCCUUUGCCUCCAGGUUCCUUGGGGACAGGGUCUCUGCCAUCUGACCCAUGUGAUAGAUCAUGAUUCUCGGGUUCAGCUUGGAAAGAUGUGGAAAUGACUCCUUUCCAUGUGGCUGGUUUAGGGUUCUCUUUUCAUUGUAAUCAUUAUCAUAGAUGCUUUUGUUUUUCCACAAGAUUUUACUUGUUUGGUCUUGUCUUUUCUUUCUGAAGUCAGUGACAAAGGUGCCAUGGAGGAACUCCACGUCUGAGCCCGCAGACAGAGGCAUGGAUCUUCAGAUGCACUGUGACUCUCCAGAGGUCACCCCCAUGCUUGGCUCAGCAAGGUCCUGUCCCCUAUCCCCUCCCCCCAGUUCUUUGAUGACAGAUGACAUUUGGGUCAAGUAAGUUCAACAUGAGGAUCAAGAAGAGCUUAUUUGCCUCCAUUGGAAUCAAAUCAAACAUACGCAACUGUCUUUCUCCCUGUUCACAUCCGCCCACUCUGUAGGUCUUGUUUCAGGGUUUUACAUGUGGCCUCCUGCAGAAAACUCCAUGUAAUGCAUGCUUGUAGGGCAAAGGUUGGAAUAGGAUGGUUGGGUGAACAAGAGGGAUGCACAUGCCUUCUUAAACAUCUCUGGUUUAGCAUGUGAGGCAGGAGACAAGAGGUGUUUAACCAGUGAGAUCUUCAAGGGAAAAGAUUAUACAGCAUUGAAAAUGGCAGUGUUUCUGAGAAACGUCGACCUCACACCCCCUCACAUCCCUAUACACCACACUAAGAGGGCUCACUAUAUUUUCUUAACAUAAUGAAAGAAUUUAGAGGUUUAUAAGAGAAUAAAGGAAUUUUCCCACCUCUCCUGGUCCUCGGGCCAGGUUGGAAAGAAUUUUCACAGGAUAGGAACUGAAGUCCUCGUUUCUCCCAUGUCCCUGCUUGUUUAUAAACCUCAUGAAGCUCUUUUACCAGCCUUGGUGGGGGUUGCUAUUUCUUGCCCCUCUAAGAAGCCUCUCAGUUGCUGAAAUCCCAUGGAGUGCAAGUUUCUAGAAAAAGAGACUGACAGGCUCUGUGGACCUUUUCCCAGUGGACUGUGAAAGGAUAUGGCUUUAAAACACACAAACCCACAUAUGACAUCACCACAAAACUGCCCACAGAUCUUUAGGCUUUCUGCAUUGACAUGAAUACAUUUUCUAAGGGGGAAAAAUAAAAAAAAAAAACCUGUUUAAUUUUAAACACAUUUUUUAAGAAAAAAAUAACUAAAAAAGAAAUCGUGCUCGUGUCAUAAGCUACGUUGACAGUUGCCAGUGGAAAUAUUGGG